Molecule: messenger RNA, 1883 nt
Organism: Exophiala oligosperma
Lineage: Eukaryota; Fungi; Ascomycota; Eurotiomycetes; Chaetothyriales; Herpotrichiellaceae
Exons: 2
Coding region: 1-1752 (583 amino acids)
Biological process (GO): transmembrane transport
Molecular function (GO): transmembrane transporter activity
Source: RefSeq, a predicted model, not a curated record
AUGUCGAAGACGGAACAUAUCGCAGAGCCACCGACUCUACAAGAGUCGGAACUUGCUAGUAACACCAAGGCAAACAUGGCCGAAACGGAAAAGGAGCACGAGGUAGAAAAGAGAAAGAGCUUGGACAAGACGUUGGUAAAACCAGUCACACAAGCAAACUUGAAGAGCCCACGAUUCUGGGCGAUUCUCAUUGCAUUGGGAUUUACUGGCCUCCUCACUGCACUGGACGCCACCAUCACCUCCACUGCAUUACCAUCUAUCGUGGAAGAUCUGGGUGGUGGUGAUUUGUACAUCUGGGCUAUUGAUGGAUACCUAUUGACACUAACCUCCUUGCAACCCCUCUAUGGACAACUUGCAAAUCUCUUUGGGCGACGAUGGCCGUUGAUUUUCUCCGUUGCUACCUUUGUCCUCGGAAGCGGAAUAUGUGGCGGCGCGAGCAACAUGACCAUGUUAGUCGCCGGUCGCAUCAUCCAAGGUAUCGGGGGAGCAGGGAUCGGUCUGCUUAUCGAAGUUGUCAUUGCCGAUUUGGUUCCUCUCAGGCAACGUGGGAAUUACUUUGCUGUUCUAUUUGGCCUGGUCGCUCUCGGUACAGCUUUGGGACCUUUCUUUGGCGGUCUGAUCGUUACCAACACCACAUGGCGAUGGGUUUUCUGGCUCAAUCUGCCCGUCGGGGGCUUCGCUUUUGUUUUCCUGAUACUGUUUCUCCAGGUCAAAUGGGACAAGAAGAAGACUCUCGCAUCCAAAUUGUCGCGCGUGGAUUGGACAGGCAACUUUGUUUUUAUUGGAGCAGCGACCUCGAUCUUGAUUGCACUUUCGUGGGCUGGGGCUGUCUACCCCUGGUCUUCAUACCGCAUCCUUGUACCUCUAAUUGUCGGAUUCGUUGGCAUGGGAGCAUUCCUGCUUCUCCAGGGUUCGCCAAAAUUUUGUCCAAACCCAACGGUGCCAUUACACCUAUUGUCCAACCGUACGACUGCGACCGUAUACGGACUCACAUUCAUGCACGGACUCAUCACAUUGUGGGUCCUCUAUUUCUUGCCAGUAUACUUCCAGGGAGUUCGCGGUUCGACUGCGCAGCGUUCGGGUGUCCAACUUCUGCCCACGAUCCUGACCCUCAUUCCUUUCGGAGCUCUUGGGGGCGGCCUUUUGACCAAGUUUGGUCGCUACAAACAGAUGCACUUUGUGGCGUUCGCCGCAAUGGUAGUAGGGAUAGGCUUGCUCAUCCUUCUUGACGAGAAGUCCAGCACUGGUGCGUGGGUUGGUUACCAAAUGAUUGUUUCGGCCGGAGCUGGCCUCAUUCUUGCAAGCCUCCUGCCUGCAGUACUUGCACCUCUAGCAGAAGCAGACGUCGCACAAGCAACCGCAGCAUGGUCUUUCAUGCGAUGUUUCGGUAUGACAUGGGGAACUGCCAUUGCUGGUACAGUAUUCAACAACCGUUUUGACGCCUUGGCCAAGACACAUAUCACUUCCAAGGCGUUGAGAGAUCAAGUGACAAAUGGUCAUGCAUACGAACACGCUACAAAGGCAUUCGUAGACGCCUUAUCCCAGAAUGAUCGUCAUCAGUUUGCGUGGACUCUGAAUGAGAGUCUCCGUCGCGGAUGGGAGGUAGGAAUCGCCUUUGCUGCCAUUGGGUUUCUCAUGGUUGCUUUUGAGAAGCAGGUACCACUCCGCAACGACCUCGAGACCGAAUAUGGUAUGGAGAAUCCAGAGACCAAACAGACUGAGGAGGAUCACAAUGACCACGACAGCGCUUGAUUUUCACUUAGAGGAGGAUUCGAGUUGUGACCACCCGAGACAUUCUUUGUGAUAUCUCCUUCAUAAAGGGACUGAAAUUGACAAUGUUUGCGUCAUCGGACAGCUUUAGUUUCAUACAUGUACUUAGCCAG